AUGACUGAGAGCCUUGACCUGUCUCUUGCUACCCGCCCGAGCAACUUGACGGCUGUGGGUGGCCUGAUCCAAGACAUCAAUGAUCUGCAGAAGAAGCUAGUCGAGGGAGACGAGGAAACACGCCAUGAACUGGUCAUCAAGACUCGCAGCCUUCUUCAGUCCCUCCAAACACCACGUGAGCAAAUGGUACAGCACACGUGGGCGGACCCGGGACUCAACGCAGCUUUGAUCACUGGAGUCGACACUGGCCUAUGGAAGCUCAUGGCCCAAAAUGGUGUCAAUCAGCCCCAAAAAGUGGGCGCUCUGGCCGAGACUCUCAGAGUUGAUCCGGUACUUCUUGGACGUCUUUUGCGUCACGUCUGCGCCAUGGGUCAUUUGAAGGAGACAGCGCAGGAUGAGUACAUACUCACCAACUUUACCAAGUCAUUGGCCCUAGAUGUCAUCGGCGACGGCUAUGUUGCGCUGUAA
Molecule: messenger RNA, 468 nt
Organism: Colletotrichum fioriniae
Lineage: Eukaryota; Fungi; Ascomycota; Sordariomycetes; Glomerellales; Glomerellaceae
Source: RefSeq, a predicted model, not a curated record